AUCUUAUAGUGGGAACAUUUUGACUGCAAGAUAAAUGUUGCAUGUUGAUAUUGUUGAAUUAUGAACUUGUAAUAACAACAACCAACAUACUCAGUGUAAUCCCACAAGUGGGGUCCGAGGAGGGUAGAGGAGUGUGCGCACACCUUACCCCUAGCUCGUGGAGGCAGAGAGGUUGUUUCCGGCAGCAAAGCAAAGUAGUUAUGAAAGAGGCAAUAUGGCAGUAAAGAAAACAUGACAACUAAUAAGGAAAGCAGUACAGAGCAUUUUGAAAAAGAAUAGUAACAACAACGGAAGUUAUGAACUUGUAAUAAUUGUAUUGUUAUCUUGCAUGUUAUUGAUGGAUUCUUAGUUGCAGUGAACUUGGAGUAUAUUUGUUAAUGACACUAUAAGUAGUGAAAUUCCAGUGAGUUUGCAUUGUGAUAUUUCAGUUAAAGUUGGGUUGGAGCAGUGGCGGAGCCAGCAAAUUCGGCAAGGGUGUUCAAACUUUGAAUGGGUGAAUAUUUUUUUUUUUUUUUUUUUUUAAUGAAUGGGUGCACCGAAAAUCUUAAUAUUAAACUACACAAUUUUUAAUAAGAUUUGUUUAGUUAGAAAAUUUAAUAGGAAAAAAGAAGAAGUUAAAGACACACUAAUUGUGAAUUGAAUAACAUUCACGCUGCUGAAAAUGAGAAUCGAAAUAUAAAAUGGCAAAAAUUUAAAGACUCCAUCCAGAAUCGAACCUGAGCGGAGCAUAGUAAGGCUUUUUGAACAGCCUUGACCGCUGAGCUAACCCACUCACUUGUGUCAAGGGUGUUCAAAAUAUAUUAUAUCAUAAAAUAAGAUAGAAAUUAACCUAUAUCCGUCGUGUAAUUUCCGGCGAAGGGUGUUCACCUGACCACCCUUGGGUGGUUGUAGCUCCGCCACUGGGUUGGAGGGGUGGUGAGCGAUAAGUGAAGCUACUUCAAAAGUAAAUUCUGGACUUAAUAUGUUAUAAUAUAGGAUAUUAUAGGAUAGGAUUCAUAGUUAGAAGUUUGGACUCUUUGCUAUCAGUCAUUACGAAGGAAGAAAAAGAGAAUUUGAUAUAAUCUUAAUUGUUUCCUGAUUAGCUUGUGUUCCUUGUUAAAUCAACGUGUAGUGGCUUAUACCAAAAUCUUAUCUGGGUUAUGUUGGGUGGAGGAGAAUGGUAAUCGCAGAUUCUCUGAUCUUGUAUGUGAAGAUUCUUGUGUUUGGAAGAUUAGCGCUGGUAUGCGUGAUAGGUUUGCAGGCUGGCUUAGUAGAUCAGGACUCUAAGUAUUGGUUGAAAUUUCUUUUUUCUUUUGAAUAAGGUAACAAAAGUUGAAAUUUCUUUUAUAACCCUAAAAAUAGGAAACAAUACAUAAUGAUAGUAGAGAUCCCCCGCCCCUUGUGAGCUAUAUGUGGAAUAUUGUUGCCUAAGAGGGUAAUAUUGAGUUUUACUUAAUUUCUUGAGAUUUGAGAAUAAGAUUAUAUAUGCAAUUAUAGAAGCUCUAUCUCCUGAAAGUACACAAUUAAAGAACAAAAAUACAGAGGAGAGAAAAAAAAAUAGCAAAUAUUUGUGAGUUGAUAUUCAUUGUAUUUAAGACCUGUCGCCACAAUCUUUCAUAAUGUUAACGAAAAGCUUAUGAGGUUGAGGCAAGAUUCUGAUUCAUCCACUUGAGAGUUUUACUUAGGCGGUAAUCAAGCCGGUGCUUGUAGAAUCGGAGACGGGAUCAAGUCAGGAAAGUGUUGCAGAAAUGGAAGUGUUCGCAACACCAACACAUACUGAAAAGGGAUUGGUAUAAUUUGGAGAAGUCAAAGCGAGUCAAAGCAUUCCGGUGUGGCGAAUUUGAUGAUUUUAUUCAACGGGCUGAAGCUUCCCUAGGUAUGCCUCCGAAGAAAAGAGAGAAGUAUGCACGACGUGAAGAUGCAAUACUUCAUGCUCUUGAACUUGAGAGGCAGUUAGGUAAAAGAUAUGGGCUUUUAGGUUGUUCAUCCACUGAUAGAAGCAAUAAAUCUACUGAUGAUUUUUCCGGAAGAGAGUCACAGACAUAUUCAAAAUACUUGGAUAAUGGAAAGGGGAGACGUUUAAGAUCUAAAUCUCGUCAACUUUCUCAUAAGUCUGGUUUCUUCGUUGAGGAAAAGAGUACAUGCAACUUUUCUUCUAUACAGGAACCCAAAGGUCAUAAUCAGUUUAGUGGGGAUGAUGAUAAUUCCGAUGUACCUCCGAGGAUGAGAGGUUUACAGGAUUUGGGCCUCAGUACUGCUCCUUCAGAGCAUAGAAAUCUUCCAUCAAUUGCUUCAGAUGGUGCUGACCUACCUGUCCUUGAUAGGAGCGUUGAUGCCGUUCCUGAUGGGAUCUAUAACGCAGAACGCCUAGUUAGUAUUGAGAGAAAAAAUUUGUCAGUCAAAAGGAAAUUAUCAGAUGAAGGCUUGGCCGAAGAAAUUCUUGUCAAGAGGCGUGGUAGGAGCUGCCCUCUUGCUCAACUUUUGGAGAGUUCUGAAAAUUUACCUGACUCAGGUUCUGUUUCUAUCUCCGAGAUGGGAGAGGAGCAUCCAGGAGUUGCAAAGAAAAGCAGAUGUAAUUUGGCAGAAGAACCUACAGAAUCUUUGACUGUUGAAGAGAGUAAUCAUGCCCAGAUGGAACUCUCAACAUUGAAGCACAAAGAUACUGGUUCUCAUCCUGCUGAGUUAUGUGAACAGAAUGCUUCUGGGUCUACAGAAUAUACCGAAACUGAUUCUUCUGAAACAGAUUCUGCGGAAGAUACUGAUGACGAGUUGGCCACAAUUUCAGAUGGUGCAGCAUCCAUUGAGCUAGAACCAAAAUAUAUAGGAAGAUCUGAAGCACAACCUGGACAUGGAAGCAUCAGCAGCGAGGAACUGGAUGAUGGAACUUCUCAUACAUGUCAUCAGGAAUCUGUCUCUACUGGAUUUGGGGUGUCAAAAUGGCAAUUAAAAGGGAAAAGGAAUAAUCGAAGUCUUAACAAGAGGCCUCUGGAUCCUUUUGAUGGAAACCUUGCGUUAAGACCUUGUCACAUGAAUAGCUUCAGGGGAAAGAGGGGUUAUGGUUCUCUUCAAGAUGAUCCCGUUAUGAACUCUUGGGUGCAAAUGGCUGGGUAUGGAUCUAGAGCUCCACGUAAUGCUGGCCAAAAUAUGUUCAGUUGCGUGGAUUGGGCUUGGGAUGAUCAACCUGCAAGCAAAGGUUACUGGGAGGAGUCUACUGAGGGUUUUGAUUCUGUCAAUAGCUACCAUCACUCCGGUGGCAGGACCAUGCUGGUCAAUGUGGACUUAAAAGUCCAAUCAAGCUAUCAGAGAGAGCACGUGCCUAUGAUUUCAUUGACGAGUAAGAUAAACGGCCAGGCGAUAGUUGGAUAUCCUGUCCAAAUUGAGGUGCUUUCAAACGGGUCUUCUGAAAGCCUCCUUUGGGCAGUUGAUGGGAAUUUCCCAGAAACAUCUGAUAAUGAUACAGCACUCCAACCUAUGUGGAGGACUGCUCGCAGGACUGGCAAUGUUCGCGUUCCACGGCCACAUGCAUCAUCAGCAUUGGAUAAUGCUGAAGGAAUCAAGCAUGUACAAGGUUUUGACCGCGACAAAAAUGUCCAAAAAGCUAGCGUAGGAGGCGUUGUUCAAAAGGGAAGCAUGACAAGGACGGCUAUUUCCCGGCCUGCCAUAGAAAGAACAUUUCCAAGAAAGUCCGGAAAAAGGAUUAGUGUUUCUUCUUAUCAAAAGGUAAGAACACUUUCUUCUAUAGCCUUGCAGCAGAAACAUAGUGAUCAGAAGGGUAGUUCCACCAGUCAUCAAGUGGAUGCGGCAAUCAAACGAGAGACAUUGCCAACAGUCAUUGCUUGUAUUCCAGUUAAGCUAGUGUUCAGUAGGCUAAGUGAGGAGUUGGUGGGCCGUCAUCAGUAAUAAUUUCUACUGGGGCUGAAGGACAUCAAUACAGACAAUAAUAUAGUGGCUUGUAAAAAAAUGGAGGGAUCUAAUAAUAUAAAUAUUGUACCAGCUAGCAGACCAUUUCUUGGUGAUCUUUUUUGCUCCAGGCAAAUGCAGCUUGAAUGUGAAGGUAAAGCCGGCAAGGCAUACCAUAGGACAUUGUUUUAGGAUGGUAUCUCAGUUGUACAUGUUUUUUUUUUUUUUCUUUUCACAAGUAAUUUUAUUUAUUUAUUUUGUUUUUGAGGUGUGGGAGUGUGGAAAGCUGAAGGUGGGUUAGACACAGAUAGUAGGCUCUAUCUAUAUAUAUAUAUAUAUAUGACAUUAUGUAUGUAAAUUGUAUAACUUAUCUAUGACUUGGUGCCUUUCCCAGCGUGAAACAAACAGAAA
Molecule: messenger RNA, 4290 nt
Organism: Lycium barbarum (goji berry)
Lineage: Eukaryota; Viridiplantae; Streptophyta; Magnoliopsida; Solanales; Solanaceae
Exons: 3
Coding region: 1858-3879 (673 amino acids)
Source: RefSeq, a predicted model, not a curated record